This is a messenger RNA of Medioppia subpectinata, 2148 nucleotides long. Lineage: Eukaryota; Metazoa; Arthropoda; Arachnida; Sarcoptiformes; Oppiidae. The record is from the annotation of a GenBank genome assembly.
AUGAUGUCCGAAAUCGGGCGAAAUGUUGCUAAUCGGGCCAAACUGUGCGAUAGUAAGCGCCGACUGGACGGCCAGGUUGUGGUGAUUACGGGCGCCAACACCGGUAUCGGCAAAGAGACUGCUCAUCAAUUGGCACUGCGCGGCGCUAAAGUAAUAAUGGCCUGUCGUUCGCUGGAGAAGGGCAAGCAGGCACUGGACGACAUCCUGGCUACAAAUGAGCAUGCUAAUGUAACGCUGGCUAAAUUGGACUUGGCCUCGCUUAAAUCGGUGCGCGAGUUUGCCCAAACCAUGAUGCAACUGUACGACCAUGUUGAUAUGCUUAUCAAUAACGCCGGUGUAAUGAAUACGCCCGACGGCACCACUACUGAUGAUGGCUUCGAGGCCCAGAUUGGGACAAAUCAUUUCGGUCACUUUCUAUUGACAAUGCUAUUACUACCGAUGUUAAAAAAGUCGCCUGCUGCCCGGAUAAUUAACGUGUCGUCCGUAGUGCACAUGGCCGGAAAGAUUAACCUGGAUAACAUUAAUCUGCGCAAUGGUGCCUACUCAAAGACCAAGGGGUUUUUGCAGAGUAAACUGGCCAACGUGCUUUUUACCAGAGAGCUGGCCAGGCGUUUGGGACCAAACAGCACAGUAAACACUUAUAGCCUUCACCCGGGCGUCCAUAUAGUGGGUGACCCGCAGGCGGCCAAAGCCAUGGAGAGGCGGAUACUGUUGGGCCCGGCGGUGGCCGCGCAGACCAUACUGUACUGCGCGCUCGAGCCCUCCCUCGACAACGAGUCCGGCUUUUAUUAUGCCAAUUGUCAAAGAGUUGAUCAUAUGGUGGGUCAGGCGACCGACGAUAAGACCGGUCAGGCUCUAUGGGAUUUGAGCUGUGAGUUGAUGACCCGCGCGGCCACUGGACGAUCCAAUCGCUGCACUAGUAGUCGACGACUGGACGGCCAGACAGUGAUUAUUACGGGCGCUAACACUGGGAUCGGCAAAGAGACAGCCUAUCAGUUGUCGUUACGCGGAGCUAAAGUAAUAAUGAGCUGCCGAUCCAUUGCGAGGGGCGAAGAGGCUAUGAAUGACAUAAAGGGGAGAAAUAGUGGGGCAGACCUGACACUGUUUGAGCUGGACUUGGCUUCACUCAAGUCUGUGCGAGAGUUUGCACAACAGGUCUUACAAAACACCGAUUGUGUGGAUAUUCUGGUGAAUAACGCGGGAGUAAUGAAUACUCCCGAGUGGUCUACGGCUGAUGGGUUUGAGAUGCAGUUCGGCACUAAUCAUCUAGGUCACUUUCUAUUAACAAUGCUUUUGUUGCCAUUACUUCAAAACUCACCGAAAGCACGGGUAGUAAACGUGUCAUCCGUUGGGCACUUGGCGGGUAAAAUCCACCUUGAUAACAUAAACCUACGUGGUGGAGCGUAUAGCCCAUUUAAAGCGUACGCUCAGAGCAAACUGGCCAACGUACUAUUUACGCGUGAAUUGGCCAAACGGCUGGGACACGCCACCACAAUCAACACCUAUAGCCUACAUCCCGGUGCCGUGAACACCGAUGUAGGUCGACAUAUGGGCAUGAGUGCCAUCAGCGAGAAAGUAGCACGUACAGUAUCGUUGACACCCGAGUUGGGCGCACAAACCAGCCUUCACUGUAUUCUCACUGAGGGUCUGGACGGGGAGUCAGGCUUUUACUACUCAAAUUGUGAACGUGUUGAUAAAAUGGUACCGGCGGCAACCGAUGAGAAAAUGUCCCAGGCACUCUGGGAGUUAAGUUGCGAGCUAGUUAAUCUGGAGCCUCACCUGCGAUUCAUUGUGUCCGUCUCAGUGAAUCAGCCUUUGGGUGCUUCGUAUGCCGGUCUACCACUCAUACCGCUCACUGCCUUACCGUCGGCUCUGGAAAACGCUUUGGCCCUCGAGUUUUUGGAGGCCUUUGCGUCAGAGUUGGCCAAAGCCUUAUUGAACGCUUUAGAGACCGCUUUGGCGUCGGAGCCGCUCCCGGAGUCGGCCGAUGAGUUGGACGUCGAGCCUGAGUCCGACUCAGACGCGUCAUCAGCUGUGUCUUUGCCCAAAGGCAUCGGCGCCGCCAACGUUACGGCCGUCCACACAGACAACAACAUGAGUGUCAAAACAAUCUUCAUUUUCGAGUCGCUGAUAUGGUGUAUGGAGUAA